Gongylonema pulchrum is the source of this 1431-nucleotide messenger RNA. Lineage: Eukaryota; Metazoa; Nematoda; Chromadorea; Rhabditida; Gongylonematidae. The record is from the annotation of a GenBank genome assembly.
UAAGCUUGCUCCAAUGGAGAAGUUGAGCUGUCACGUGCAGACAUAUGCUUGGGGUAAGAAAGGUCUGGCCAGCGAAGUGGCUCGAUUGUACGCUGCUGGACAUCAGGAUGCGCACAUCGAUGACACCAUCUCCUAUGCUGAGCACAAUUUGUCUGUACAAGUGCAUCCAACGAAGGAGCAAGCAGCACGGCUGAACGAUCGCGAUCCGGAGCACUACCCCGAUCGAAACCAUAAGCCGGAACUUGCUUAUGCACUUACUCGAUUCGAGCUACUUUGCGGAUUUCGACCAGCUUCUGAGCUGUCGUCUAAUAUCGAAGCCUUCCCGGAACUGAAAAGUCUGAUGGGCAGCGAUACAUCAAAGGCGUUUCAAGUUUUGGUAAAAGCGGGGAUCGAUGAUCACUGUGAAACGCUAAAAGCAGCUUUGGCGAUUUGCUUCAAAAAUUUUAUGAAAAUGCGCGGAUCACUAAGGGAAGAAACAGUGGGCGUUAUCUGGAAGAUGUCCAAGGAUUUCCCCGGUGACAUUGGCUGUUUCGCACCACUGCUUCUCAAUCACAUAAUUCUGAUGCCCGGAGAAUGUUGCUAUUAUGCUGCGCAAGAGCUCCAUGCUUAUUUAUCUGGAGUCCGGGCUGCAUGUACCCCAAAAUUUGUCGAUACUGAAGCACUGUGCGAUAUUCUUAGUUACCGGAUGACCGAUCCGUCCUACUACAUGGUGCCGCCGGUGAUUUUGAAAAAUUUCCCACACAUUCGUGAAUAUGCUCCGGACUGCAAAGACUUCAUAUUACACGAAAUCAAGAUCGACUCGAGCGCCUUAACAAUUCCAGCAACUUUGGCGUCUGGAGAAGCAGCAGCUGUGACCAGGCCAGUAUCAGCGGUGCCCAUCCCGAGUUUCGAAUGUGGCAGCAUAAUGGUGGUCGUUGAGGGCAAAGGUGCCAUCGAAAAUUAUUCAGUAAAUCAGGGGCAACAAGCAAUGAGCACUGUGCAGCGUGGCGACAUCGACUCGAGCGCCUUAACAAUUCCAGCAACUUUGGCGUCUGGAGAAGCAGCAGCUGUGACCAGGCCAGUAUCAGCGGUGCCCAUCCCGAGUUUCGAAUGUGGCAGCAUAAUGGUGGUCGUUGAGGGUAAAGGUGCCAUCGAAAAUUAUUCAGUAAAUCAGGCGCAACAAGCAAUGAGCACUGUGCAGCGUGGCGACGUAAUCUACAUUGAGCCAAACGCUCAGCUAUGCUUCGUGGAGUGCUUCGAAGAUCUGCUUGCCUACCGGACAUUCAGCUAUGAGAAGGGGCCUGACCAUGCAAUACGCAGUACCGCUGGCAACGCAGUGCCAGAGGCAACCCGUAUUACAGUGCAGAAGAAAGGCCGGGCGAAGUACUUGAUCAUCGACGACGAUGCUGAAAUGUUCAAUAUUGAAACCGAAAUGGAUGGGAUUUGCUGAGU